Messenger RNA from Oncorhynchus tshawytscha (Chinook salmon), 5000 nucleotides. Its product is annotated as cGMP-dependent 3',5'-cyclic phosphodiesterase-like. Gene Ontology annotation, molecular function: 3',5'-cGMP-stimulated cyclic-nucleotide phosphodiesterase activity; 3',5'-cyclic-AMP phosphodiesterase activity; 3',5'-cyclic-GMP phosphodiesterase activity. Lineage: Eukaryota; Metazoa; Chordata; Actinopteri; Salmoniformes; Salmonidae. Gene Ontology annotation, biological process: positive regulation of gene expression; cGMP catabolic process; negative regulation of receptor guanylyl cyclase signaling pathway. The record is from RefSeq and is a predicted model, not a curated record. Gene Ontology annotation, cellular component: nucleus; mitochondrial inner membrane; perinuclear region of cytoplasm. The transcript has 19 exons. Bases 1 to 1905 code for a protein of 634 amino acids.
AUGCUGGGCAGUGAGGUGUCCUCUCUCUGUGUCCCUGUGGUCAGCAGAGCCACUGGCCAGGUGGUGGCACUAGCCUGCGCCUUCAACAAACAGGGAGGACAGAGACACACGGACGUGGAUGAACAUACGAUCCAGCACUGCUUCUGUUACACCUCCACUGUCCUCACCUCCACACUGGCCUUCCAGAAAGAACAGAAACUCAAAGUGGAGUGUCAGGCACUGUUACAGGUGGCCAAGAAUCUCUUUACACAUCUGGAUGAUGUCUCAGUGUUGUUGCAGGAGAUUAUAGUGGAGGCCAGGAACCUCAGUGAUGCAGAGAUUUGCUCUGUGUUCCUCCUGGAUCAAGUCAGCCAUGAGCUGGUUGCCAAGGUUUUUGAUGGGGGCGUGGUCAGUGAUGAUGAGAAAGAGUUCCGUAUCCCUGCGGACCAGGGCAUAGCGGGUCAUGUAGCUAUGACUGGGCAGAUCCUGAACAUUAAGGAUGCGUACUCCCACCCUCUGUUCUACCGAGGAGUGGACGACAGCACCGGGUUUAGAACACGGAACAUCCUCUGCUUCCCCAUCAAGGACGAGAACAACGAGGUUAUUGGGGUGGCUGAGUUGGUCAAUAAGACUAAUGGACCAUGGUUUAACCGCUUCGAUGAGGACCUGGCCACUGCUUUCUCCAUCUACUGUGGAAUCAGCAUCGCACAUUCUCUUCUGUAUAAGAAGGUCCAUGAGGCUCAGUUCAGAUCCCACCUGGCCAACGAGAUGAUGAUGUACCACAUGAAGGUGUCAGCAGAGGAGGUGGCCCAGCUGUUGGUAACUGGGCUGGAGCCAGUGGAAGAGAUUCAUCCCUUAUUCGCUGAGUUCACCUACACACCCCGUUCACUACCUGACGACAACACACCCAUGGGCAUCCUGAGUAUGUUUGAGGACAUGGGCUUCAUCAACGCCUAUAAGAUUGACCUGCACACUCUGGCCAGGUUCUGUCUGAUGGUAAAGAAGGGUUACAGAGAUCCUCCCUAUCACAACUGGACACAUGCCUUCUCGGUCUCUCACUUCUGUUAUCUCCUCUACAAGAACCUGGGCCUGGCCAACUACCUGGAGAAUAUAGAGAUCUUUGCUCUCUUUGUCUCCUGUAUGUGCCAUGACCUGGACCACCGUGGGACUAACAACUCCUUUCAAGUGGCCUCACAAUCUGUCCUGGCUGCCCUCUACAGCUCAGAGGGCUCUGUGAUGGAGCGACACCACUUUGCCCAAGCCAUAGCCAUUCUGAACACCCACGGCUGCAACAUCUUCGACAAGUUCUCCAGAAAGGACUACCAGAGGAUGUUGGACUUGAUGAGGGAUAUUAUCCUGGCCACUGACCUGGCUCACCACCUCCGCAUCUUCCCCGACCUGCAAAGGAUGGCUGACGCUGGCUACAAUCCCAGGAAUCAGACCCACCGUUCUCUGCUGCUGUGCUUGCUGAUGACCUCAUGCGACCUGUCGGACCAGACCAAGGGCUGGAAGACCACCCGCAAGAUUGCUGAGCUGAUCUAUAAAGAGUUCUUCUCCCAGGGGGAUCUGGAGAAGGCGAUGGGGAAUCGUCCCAGUGAGAUGAUGGACAGAGAGAAGGCCUACAUCCCAGAGCUACAGAUCAGCUUCAUGGAACACAUCGCCAUGCCCAUCUACAAGCUGCUGUCAGAGCUGUUACCAGGGGCAACCGAGCUGUAUGAGCGUGUAGCGACCAAUCGAGUACAGUGGACCAAAGUCUCCCACAAGUUCAGCGUCCGUGGGUUGCCUAGCAACAAUAGCCUCGACUUCCUGGAUGAAGAGUAUGAAUUGCUGCAAUCCCAGGGUGCACUUGGGGACGACAGCCACUGCGAUGACACCCAUUGCCUCAACGGUUGCCUGGAUGAGGGGGACGGGGGGAGGGGCCUGUAACCAUACCGACCAAUGGGAGUGGAGAAAGCAGUAUCUCUAGGCUAAUAGAAACCUAAGGACACUAUUCCCUUUUUACGUCCUCAAGCGGAGAAGGCGGGACUCUGAGACAGUUUGACAUUUGACUGACAGCUGUCAAUCUCUAAGGCUGAGCAAAACAGAUGGAGUGAACCGCAGGAGGGACGAUUCAGAUGAGUCAUUUCAAAGGAGUCGAUUCAGACUAGUCGAUUCAGACGAUUCCUGUAGAUGCUAAAUGUGACUGAACUCCUGUGAGGAAAGCAGAGAGUCGUGUUGACUCUGGAAAUGAUCAUUUUCAUAACGAGGUCUCCGUUCAUAUUCUUCUGAGUUUCUGUUUCACACACAGGCUCACAGACACCUAAUAGGUCAAUACCUGUGUAAUAAUACAUAGGUAAAGAGCACCUUUCCUAGUUAACAGAAAGCUGUGUAGUACGGAGGACAGUUCUGGAAUCUGUUGGUUUAUGUUGUUUUAAGAUCAUCAGAAUCCCUCCCAUCAGCCCACACACACCCUGAUGAGCUGCUAUGUCACUCAUAUGACUGCUUAUGUAUACUGUAUGUAGCCUACACCUUGUGUGUUACACCCUUUAUCUCAGCCAGUAUUGGAUGUAUUUUUCAUGUCUUAGGCAUCAUGUAAGUCUCUAGUUUGCCAGAUAUUAUAUUUGUUAUUAUAUAUGGAGCCCAUCGGUGGCCCUGCGAUGCCCAGUGGUCAUUGAGGGAAACUGUAUCUGCCUUGUGUCUGCCUUGUGAGUGGAACUUCCCUCUUUUGGAAAUGGGGACAGUUUGACAGUCAAUGAUCACUGGUCAGUGCCAUUCUCGUUAGCUAAAAUCUUCUAUCCCCGGAGUGCGCACACACACAGACAUACACACAGACACCACAACCACCAUUACAACCUUCACAACAAGAGCCACUAAGAGCCAUUCCUAUUUUCUUCUUAGUGUUUCUCUCUGUGUCUCUAUAUAACCCCUAUAACCCUCUAUAUAAGUGAAGCCCUUUAAAUGAUCCAGUGUCAUCAUGUGUGUGUGUGUGUGUGUGUGUGUGUGUGUGUGUGUGUGUGUGUGUGUGUGUGUGUGUGUGUGUGUUUUGUGUGUGUGUGUGUGUGUGUGUGUGUGUGUUUUGUACGGAUCUGCCUUAUCGUGCAUCUAUGCUGCCUUUCUCAGAGCUUACCAUGUUGGACCAUAGAUACAAACAGACACAGAGGCCAAACAGUAUCUCCAGUGUGUUGAUGAACAGACCUAUAGAUGACAGUGUGUUGAUGAACAGACCUGUAGAUGACAGUGUGUUGAUGAACAGACCUAUAGAUGACAGUGUGUUGAUGAACAGACCUGUAGAUGACAGUGUGUUGAUGAACAGACCUAUAGAUGACAGUGUGUUGAUGAACAGACCUGUAGAUGACAGUGUGUUGAUGAACAGACCUAUAGAUGACAGUGUGUUGAUGAACAGACCUAUAGAUGACAGUGUGUUGAUGAACAGACUUGUAGAUGACAGUGUGUUGAUGAACAGACCUAUAGAUGACAGUGUGUUGAUGAACAGACCUAUAGAUGACAGUGUGUUGAUGAACAGACCUGUAGAUGACAGUGUGUUGAUGAACAGACCUAUAGAUGACAGUGUGUUGAUGAACAGACCUGUAGAUGACAGUGUGUUGAUGAACAGACCUAUAGAUGACAGUGUGUUGAUGAACAGACCUAUAGAUUACAGUGUGUUGAUGAACAGACCUAUAGAUGACAGUGUGUUGAUGAACAGACCUGUAGAUGACAGUGUGUUGAUGAACAGACCUAUAGAUGACAGUGUGUUGAUGAACAGACCUAUAGAUGACAGUGUGUUGAUGAACAGACUUGUAGAUGACAGUGUGUUGAUGAACAGACCUAUAGAUGACAGUGUGUUGAUGAACAGACCUGUAGAUGACAGUGUGUUGAUGAACAGACCUAUAGAUGACAGUGUGUUGAUGAACAGACCUAUAGAUGACAGUGUGUUGAUGAACAGACCUAUAGAUGACAGUGUGUUGAUGAACAGACUUGUAGAUGACAGUGUGUUGAUGAACAGACCUGUAGAUGACAGUGUGUUGAUGAACAGACCUAUAGAUGUCAGUGUGUUGAUGAACAGACCUAUAGAUGACAGUGUGUUGAUGAACAGACCUAUAGAUGACAGUGUGUUGAUGAACAGACCUGUAGAUGACAGUGUGUUGAUGAACAGACCUAUAGAUGACAGUGUGUUGAUGAACAGACCUAUAGAUGACAGUGUGUUGAUGAACAGACCUGUAGAUGACAGUGUAUUGAUGAACAGACCUAUAGAUGACAUUGUGUUGAUAAACAGACCUAUAGAUGACCGUGUGUUGAUAAACAGACCUAUAGAUGACAGUGUGUUGAUGAACAGACCUAUAGAUGACAGUGUGUUGGUUAUCAUUGUGUUGGUUAUCAUUGUGUUGGUUAACAGUGUGUUGGUUAUCAUUGUGUUGGUUAACAGUGUGUUGGUUAACAGUGUGUUGGUUAUCAUUGUGUUGGUUAACAGUGUGUUGGUUAUCAGUGAGUUCACUGUCUCAGGAGUUUAAAACACACUACCACUCAACUCCAAUCAAUCAAUCACCUAAAUGUUAAACUAAUGUGUGAAACUGCUGCUCGGUGAAGCAACAGCUUAGCCUCACCACAUGUCAGGGCUUACAUACUGUAUAUGUGGAAGAAUUAAGGCCAUACAUGUGAAUAUAUUUCUUAAAAGGGCGUACAUGUCAAUAUAUUUGUUAGAGGAAUGAACUGGGGAUCUUGGUUAGGUGAUUGGGGCGUACAGGUCAAUAUAUUUGUUAGGUGAAUGAACUGGGGAUCUUGGUUAGGUGAUUGGGGCGUACAGGUCAAUAUAUUUGUUAGGUGAAUGAACUGGGGAUCUUGGUUAGGUGAUUGGGGCGUACAGGUCAAUAUAUUUGUUAGGUGAAUGAACUGGGGAUCUUGGUUAGGUGAUUGGGGCGUACAGGUCAAUAUAUUUGUUAGGUGAAUGAACUGGGGAUCUUGGUUAGGUGAUUGGGGCGUACAGGUCAAUAUAUUUGUUAGGUGAAUGAACUGGGGAUCUUGGUUAGGUGAUUGGGGCGUACAGG